GUAGGAGGACAGGCCACAAGUGAUGCCUGGUAUUUCUUCCACUGCCCCCAUGCUUAAGGCUUCAUUUCUGUCCGUGGUCCAUCUGGUAGUCUCCUACAUUACAAACAGCUGCUCCUGCUCAUCAGCCUUAGGUCUGUGCCCUCAUCUACUCCGUCCGUCCUCAAAGUCUGUAUCACCAGUCCCUCUACCCUGAUCUCUGCCAAGGAAUGAAAAAAGGGGAAAGAUAGGGAAAUAGUCAUUAUAGUUGACGAAAACGUUUAUGUUUUCUUUCAAGUUGAAAGAGUUUGUUUUAUUCGGAUCAAUUGACAGAUAGUGGAUUUGAUCCCUCAACACAUCAAGCCAACUGAAAAGGCACCAGCCGGGUCUAAGCAGCUGCAUCUCAGACUCCAGACAAGUACCAAGCACCGUAAAGUGAGCAUCAUUGUUCUCCUUUCCGAGGUAAACAACAGAAGGAGGAGGGCGGAAGGGCAGAGGGAGCACCUUCUUCCUCCCUAAAGUACCCCCAGCUGCCAAGACCCCAGUCAGGCCGUUCCAGAGGUGUGGUGUGUGACGGGUGAUGGCCGACUGGAGUCUACUGGGAAACUUCUUGGAAGAGGUGCAGGAACACUCGACAUCUGUGGGCAAGGUGUGGCUCACCAUCCUCUUCAUCUUCCGUAUUCUCGUCUUGGGCACGGCCGCCGAGUCGUCGUGGGGCGACGAGCAGGAGGACUUCACCUGCGACACGGAGCAGCCUGGUUGCGAGAACGUUUGUUACGACACGGCCUUCCCCAUCGCCCACAUCCGCUACUGGGUGCUGCAGAUUGUCUUUGUGUCCACACCGUCGCUCAUCUACAUGGGCCACGCCAUGCACACGGUGCGUAUGGAGGAGAAACGCCGGCGCAAGGAGCAGGAGGACCAGGGGGGAGGUGACGGGGAGGAAGGAGGGGAAGGAGGAGAGGAGAAGCAUUAUCUGGAGCACGGGGAAGACAAGGGGGGAGAGUGCGGGAAGGAGGGCAGCGGCAUAGGGAGGGUGCGUCUGCGCGGGGCGCUGCUGCAGACUUACGUGUUGAGCAUCCUGAUCCGGACGCUAAUGGAGGUGGUCUUCAUCGUGGUGCAGUACAUCCUCUACGGGGUCUUCCUCAACGCUCUGUACGUGUGCCACAGUCGGCCCUGUCCCCACCCGGUUAACUGUUACGUCUCACGGCCCACGGAGAAGAAUGUGUUCAUCGUGUUCAUGCUGGCCGUGUCGGGCGUGUCGCUGUUUCUCAGCGCCGUGGAGCUCUACCACCUGGCCUUUAAGCAAUGUCAGAGGUUUCUGAGGAGUAAACGACAACAGCAACAACAACAGCAACAUCAACUGCUACAAGGACGCACGCCCUCAAGUGCUACGGUCAUAGCCGCUGAACCGGACAGCCCACCCCGUCCGUCCAUGCCAUGCACCCCGCCCCCAGACUUCAGCCAGUGUGUGAGCUCUUCCCCUCACACACACCCCAUGCACACCCAAUCCCACCCCCAUCCUAGCUGCCCUCCCUUCAACAACCGGCUGGCCCACCAGCAGAACUCAGUCAACAUGGCCACUGAGCGCCACCGUGUUGUCCACGAUGACCUGGGGAAGGAAGACUUCCUGCACAUGACCUAUGAGGGGCACGCCGACACGCCCAACGCCUGCAUCCCGCCCCCUUCGCUGCUCCAAAACGGCUACCAAAAUGGCUACCUGAAAGACAAGAGGCGUCUGAGCAAGACCAGCGGCUCCAGUAGCCGCGUGCGACCCGAUGACUUGGCUGUGUAGCCCCAAUUCCCAACACACACACUGUUCCUGGAUCGUUUCAAACACACACUCACACACACACACACAGAAGAAUGGGAUGACUAUGGCUCGUCUGUUGUGGUGGACUAAUUUGAGCACUGCAUGGCACAAGUCAACAAAGUUACAAAGUAUCACAAGUCAUGAAACAGAAUACUCGAGCUAAUCAGAAGUCCUGAAAUAGGGAUGCUUGAGGAGCAAUUGACAUACAAAUUGGCACUUAGAUAUCAUUAGUAUGGGUCUCAGUCAUGGUUUUGAGACAUGGAUCCACGGGCACAACACAGCUGUAGAGGGGUUAGUGCCUUCAUAUUUAGCCCUCAGGACUAAUCCCCUAAUGUGACUGUCAAAGGACAUCUGUCUGGAUGUGUCCUAAAUGGCACCCUAUUGCCUAUAUAGCGGCAGGUAGCCUAGUGGUUAAAGUGUUGGGCCAGUAACCGAAAGAUGGUAUCCCCGAGUUGACAAGGUAAAAAUCUGUCAUUCUGUCCCUGAGCAAGGUACUGUUCCCUGAAGACAUGGAUGUUGAUUAUGGCAGCCCCUCGCACCUCUCUGAUUCAGAGGGGUUGGGUUAAAGGUGGAAGACACAUUUCAGUUGAAUGCAUUCAGCUGACUAGGUAUCCCCCUUUACUUUUAACCAGGGCACAUAUAGCUUUGGUCAAAAGUAGUGCACUAUAUAGGAGAAUAAGGUGCCAUUUGUGACAGAGACAUUGACUGCUGUCUCUGAGUCUCUCCCUGAGAGACAGGGGGGCCUUGUGCCAAACCUGAGAAUGAGUGGGUCACUGCCACACUAUCAGCUCUGUGACACUGACUGGCUGCUGGGGACAGCUAAGUGGGACAGAUGACAGCCAGUCUGUCGCUCAGAGAGAGAGAGAUAUGUGAAGGACGGCUGCCUGUCAGUGACCCACAAACGCACGCUUAGACAAAUGCUCUACACGUGUAGGCUUGCUCUCUCUCUCUCACGCACGCACACAUACACAUACAAUACAUUUACAGAGGCAUGCAGACACUUUCAUUGGCAUACAAUACAAACAUGCAGACACACCAUGGGAAUCCUGAUGUUGUAAUCACCUCCCAAAACCACUUCCCAAAACCCAUUGUUACUAACUUCGCAAUUGAAAACGCUCGUAAUCGAACAACUUCUAGAACAGCUAAGUGUGUCAGAUGCUUUUUCGCCCUUUAUACACAGAGAUAUCUGCUAAACUUUGAAUCACAGUGUGAUAGUGUCUCUGUGACAUCGAUAACUUCAGAACAAAGUUGACUACAAAUACAAAGAUGCCAAUGUGUUUGCAAUUGAUACAAACAAGCGACGUAGAGACGUAGAAAAACAUGCUUCAAAUGAAAAAUGCAGUCAAGAUGACUGCAUUAAAAUAUAAAGAGUAGGCUGUAGGCCUAUAUCAAUAAUAUGUUAUAAAAUGUUCAAAUCAUUUAGUUAAAUUUUUGCUCCUGGGCCAACUUUGGUUUUAGAAA
Oncorhynchus keta (chum salmon) is the source of this 3247-nucleotide messenger RNA. Its product is annotated as gap junction alpha-5 protein-like. The transcript is spliced from 4 exons. Lineage: Eukaryota; Metazoa; Chordata; Actinopteri; Salmoniformes; Salmonidae. Gene Ontology annotation, biological process: cell communication. The record is from RefSeq and is a predicted model, not a curated record. Bases 557 to 1768 code for a protein of 403 amino acids. Gene Ontology annotation, cellular component: connexin complex.